Molecule: messenger RNA, 646 nt
Organism: Neltuma alba
Lineage: Eukaryota; Viridiplantae; Streptophyta; Magnoliopsida; Fabales; Fabaceae
Product: ankyrin repeat domain-containing protein 1-like
Exons: 3
Coding region: 66-644 (192 amino acids)
Molecular function (GO): protein binding
Source: RefSeq, a predicted model, not a curated record
CUGAAUCACCAGAGAGACACAGCGCUUUUUGCUUGUUCUUGUCCACACAUCGUAUACACACGGAAAUGGCCGUAGCAGAUAUAAGUUCUGUGACUAUACCAGCACAGGAACUUCAGAGGGUUGCUUCAGCUCAUUUCAGAAGGCCUAACCUUAAUCUUAUAGAUCACACACAGCGAAGAGAUAAAUAUCAACGGUUUUGUGUUCCCCUUCACAAAGCAACACUGAAAGGUGAUUGGAAAACAGCAAAGCGUAUCUUAGAUCAAGACCAGAGUCUAGCUUGCACUGCCAUAGCCAAGGGGUGGUCGACGGUGCUUCAUGUGGCUGCUGGAUCGAACCAUAUUCACUUUGUGGAUGAGCUAGUGAAGGAAGUGAAUCCAGAAGACUUGGAAUUGCAAGAUGUGAAUGGGAACACUGCAUUCAGCAUCGCUACACCAACUGGGAAUCUGCAGAUUGUUGAGAUCAUGAAGAGAAAAAACAAAGACCCAUUGAUAAGGGGCGCUCAAGGAACCACUUCUCUUCAUGUGGCUGUUUUACAAGGACAAAGUGACAUGGCUUGGCAUCUUUAUCCAGAAACUAUUCAGGCUUUUCAUGAUUAUACUGAUUGGAUAGUACUACUCUUCUGCUGGGUCAACAAUGAAAUCUAAGA